AUGAGUCUCUGGGUUGAUAAAUAUAGACCUAAAUCACUUGAAGAGCUUACAUAUCAUUCAGAGCUAACAAAUCGACUUAAAAUUUUGGCUUCUUCAGAUUUUCCUCACUUGCUUAUAUAUGGUCCCUCGGGAGCAGGCAAAAAGACGCGUAUUUCUUGCCUAUUAGAAGAGUUAUAUGGUCAAGGUGUUCGAAAGCUUAAAACUGAUGUACAAACUUUUACCACGCCUUCUCGGAAACUUGAUAUAACUGUUGUUUCGAGCAAAUAUCAUCUUGAGAUAACCCCUAACGAGGUUGGUUAUUCUGACCGAGUAGUUAUUCAAGAAUUUUUAAAAGAUGUAGCUCAAACAAAACAAGUUGAUUUGUCCAUCAAACACGACUUCAAAGUGGUUAUUAUACAUGAAGCUGAUUCACUUUCACGUGAAUCUCAGGCUGCGCUACGUAGAACCAUGGAAUUGUAUAUGUCAAACGUGAGGCUCAUUUUGUGUUGUAAAUCUCCAAGUAAAAUUAUUGAUCCAAUUCGGAGUAGAUGUUUAUUGAUCAGAGUACCCGCUCCUACAAACGACGAGAUAAUCGAAAUUCUUUCGGAUAUCGCGAAAAAAGAAAAUAUCAAAUUACCUUUAAAGGUUGCAAAGCUUAUCGCAGAUCAAUCCAAUCGAGAUCUGAGGAAAGCUAUUUUAUCUUUUGAAUCUUUAUACAUGGAGUACGACGAUUUGAAAGAGAAUAUUCGUUACAAAUUUACGGAUUGGGAAGAAAUUAUUAACGAUAUUGCCAAUAAAAUAUGCCUUCAACAUAGCCCUGAAGAAAGAGCUGGUAACAAUGUCAAAUGCGAAAUUCUUGAAAAAGCGGCUGAAUUUGAGCAUCGAAGUGUGAUUGGAUCGAAAGCAAUUAUCCAUAUUGAAGCUUUUGUGAUUAAUGCAAUGUAUAUUAUUGGACGUCAUAAAGAAGGGCUCAAUCAGAAUAGUAUGGAUAUUGAUUAG
Funneliformis geosporum is the source of this 978-nucleotide messenger RNA. The record is from the annotation of a GenBank genome assembly. NCBI's taxonomy places the organism in Eukaryota, Fungi, Glomeromycota, Glomeromycetes, Glomerales, Glomeraceae.